GUUCUCGCCGUGUAUCGCGAGAUUGCGGCUCUUUCGUCAUAAAACGGGUCGUUUUUCUGUAAAAGGGUCAUGAACUGUCUGCUUUUACUCGUUUUUCUUUUGUUGUUUUUUUUGCGUAUACUUGUGCGCAUUUUAUUUUCCAUUCAAAUAUGCGUUUUUAGAACAAAAACGAACAUGUUAACAGUUUUAGAAAGGACUGCGCUUUUAUUUUGAAAGGUAACAAACCAGGAAGUAGGCGCGUUUCAAGAAAACAAGGCACUGAGAUGUCAUGGGUGUACAAGGGUUGACUACAUAUGUGGAGUCCAACACAAACUUCCUCCAAGAUGUGAGGUUCAGGGACAGUCGGCUGGUUAUUGACGGCUGCAGUCUGUAUUUCCGCCUCUACUUCAACCACGGCUUGGAUCAGCAGCAUGGAGGGGACUACGAUGCGUUCGCUUGCCUUCUGACCCAGUUCCUCUCUGCUUUGGCAGCCUGUAACAUCCAGCCCUACGUGUUGCUGGAUGGGGGGAUGGACCCGAGUGACAAGAAGUUCCCCACUCUCCGUCAGCGUCUGCAGUCCAAGAUAAAGGAAGCGGACAGCCUCUCUCAUGGCCGCGGAGGCUCUGUCCUCCCGAUCCUCGUGAGAAAAGUCUUCGUCCAGGUCCUGGUCCAGAGGGGCAUCCCGCUGAUACAGUGUCCAGCAGAGGCAGACUGGGACAUUGCCUGCUUGGCGCGCCAGUGGAACUGCCCGGUGCUGACGAAUGACAGUGAUUUUUACAUCUUUGACCUUCCAGCUGGUUACCUGCCGCUCCGUUUCUUCCAGUGGACCAACCUUAACGGCAAAGCUUCCCAGCGCUACGUCCCAUCCCGGUGUUACACCACCAACAACCUGUGUCGCCGGUUUGGGGGCAUGAAUCGCGAGUUGCUUCCUUUGUGCGCAGUCCUAACUGGCAACGACUAUGGCGCUCCGAAAGAAGCGGAGACCCUCCUUGCUCUCAUAGACGGGAGGGCAUUGGGAAGGGGCGGUGGCCGGGGUAGAGGCAGAGCGCCCGCUUCUCGCAUCGAGGGCAUCCUCAACUGGCUGUCCUCUUUCCCGAGUGUGGCGGAGGCACUGGAGGAGGUUAGCAGGCUAAUGGACGGGGAGGCCGGGGCGGGCAAGAGAGCACAGCAGUGUGGGCUCAGCGCCCAGCUGUGGGCCGCUAUGCAAGAGUACAACAUCAAGGCCCAGAGCUCACUGGCGCCCUGGUUCUCUGGAGGUGCAUUAGCUCCGAGAGGGAAGACAUCUGCUCUGGCACAGCUGCCGGAGUGCUUGUCUCUGGCUGCAGCGCAGGGACAGCUGCCUCCUUUGGCUCUUGACGCUUUCGUCAUGCAGAGGGUCCUUCUCUUCCCGCAAGUGGAGAAUAGUAAGCUAGCCAGCAGCCACUGCAGCUCCACAGCCAUACGACAGGCUGUGUAUGGGAUCUUGCUGCAAGGUAGCGGCGCACAACCGUCAAAGGAAGCGCACGUCCAGAUGCAGGGAAUCAGAGGAGGACGAGGACGAGGAGGAAGAGGGGGCGGAGGCAGGGGUCAGCAGGGGUUGAAUGAAGCAGCCAAGGCAGCCGCGGCGCAGUCGCAUGGCUUUAGUUCUCCGGUUUUUGUGGAAGAGUACGACCGUUUGGACCUGAACCUGAAGAAAAACCAAGUGGAGGCAAUCAUCCCCAGGAACCGCGUAUAUCUGGAUGGGCUUAGUCAGCUGUUAUCCGAUGCGUGUUAUAUCCAGGCUCCUGCUGCAGUGCGACUUGGAGUCCUUUUCGAAGUCCUGGCCGUGAAGCCGUCGGCCCUGGCUCCGGUUCCUCCCCACCUGCAGCUCGCCGUCGCGGUGACCGGGUUCUGGUUGCGCGAGGCCGCACCGAGACCCUCGGAGCCCCUGCUGCGGGCUUUGGUGCUGGGCAUGGUUUACGGAGAGCUGGCCUUAAACAACCAGCCUGGAGCCGCGCACAAAAUCCCCGUUGCCCCACAGCGUAACUGGGCCACAGAGCAAGCUUUUCUGUCAGCACUAGAUCACCAACGGGUGAGACCAGGGGAGAGACGAGGAGUGGACGUCGGGGCGGCUCACUGCCUCAGCCAGUGGCAGUCCUGCCUCUGGAGCGCUCUGUGUCUGAAUCAGCUGCUUCUGAGUCCGCUGCCCGAGCCCGAUCUGUCAUGGUUGUUUAGCGGUACCCUGGUCCACGGCCUCCUCAGGUUCCAGAAAGCAGGCUGGGCUGUGGAGUCCCUGCUGCCCGGUGCCUCUCUAGCCGGACAACUCUGCUCCUGCCUGCUGGGCGCCGUGAAGGCCUGCAGCGUCAAAGCCGGCCCCUCCUGCCCGGGGCCGGGGAAGAAGAAGAGAGGCAGAGGCCAGGGGAGGAGAGGAAGGGGCGGAAGAGGGCAGUCCCACGGAGGAGGGAGCGUUUCCGAGGAGGUGAACAACAGGUUUGCUCUCCUUAUGAGCGAGGAGGAGUAUGACGAUUGAAGGAGAGGAAGAGAGAAGUGAACAGAUUUAAAGGGUUAUCCGUUGGGGGACGGGAACAUUUUUGAUCUUUACUGUCACCGCUUUGCACUAUUUUAACCUCUUUAAGCGAUAUCUGGGUACACGUGUCAUGUUUGAAGCAGCCUUUAGUGUCAUAACUCAUCUGCUUAGCAUUUUUAAAGAGCAUGCAUCAUUUUACAAGCAUUUUUUAAAAAAAACAAAUCAGUAAACUCUGUUUGUCCCGUCAUGUUUGCUGGAGGACUAAACACUGAAUGUAAAAAAAAAA
Molecule: messenger RNA, 2750 nt
Organism: Fundulus heteroclitus (mummichog)
Lineage: Eukaryota; Metazoa; Chordata; Actinopteri; Cyprinodontiformes; Fundulidae
Gene: aste1b
Product: asteroid homolog 1b
Exons: 7
Coding region: 269-2467 (732 amino acids)
Source: RefSeq, a predicted model, not a curated record